UAAAAUGUAUAUAAAGCAUGAAAUGUUGAUUCGGUGUUUAUUUUCCGUGUUAGAAAUUGUAAAGAUGUUUAAAACAAUUGUUAUAAUUUCAUUGGCGCUAAUGGCAGCCGCAGCCUAUACGGAACAUGAGAGUUAUAACAACCGCCAUCUUUCUUCACAUCACAGAAAUGCUCACAGAGAAUUACACGUUCAUCUUCACGUGCAUCAAGAAGAGGACCAUCACCAUUCUUCGGAUCACGAACAAUGUCACGAGGCCGCAGCCGAGCAUUUUGCUCACUGUGAAGUUAGACCGAAUUCUCUCCUCAGUGAUUUUGUUCAUCAAAUACACGGAAGUAUCAAAAUGUCACAGAAGGGCCACGGACCACUGACCAUGAAGAUUGGCCUCAGCGGUUUUAACGUUAACGCAGAGUCAAACCAUGAUAAACAUGGCUUCCACAUUCACGAGUUUGGAGACCUAAGUAACGGUUGUGAUUCUGUGGGAGAAAUGUAUCAUGUUCGAGAUAGCGGAUACCAUAGUCAUUCAGGCGACCUUGGAGAUUUAUUCCAUGACGAAUAUGGAUACGUUAAUGAUACGAGGAGUUUUGAUUGGAUAUCGAUGGACCAUCAUGACGGAAUCUUAGGACGCUCAUUGGUUAUAUAUCAAGGAAAUCAUAGCAGUCACACAGGAGCGCUUGCUUGUUGUAUAAUUGGUCGCUGUCAUGGUCACUGAGCGAUUGUCGUGAACAUAUUACAUUAAGAGUAUUUCUUGUAACUUGUUUGGAGUUUAUUCCUUCAUGGAGUCGGUUUGCCGGAGCUGGGCGGACGUUGUAGGAAAACAACCUUACAAUUCGAGAGUGAUUACUUUUGACACUAUUAAACUGCUAGAUCGUUGAAUGUAUUGACGGAUUGUUCUGUACUUCACAUUUAAUAAAUAUUCAAG
Magallana angulata is the source of this 919-nucleotide messenger RNA. RefSeq lists its product as uncharacterized. NCBI's taxonomy places the organism in Eukaryota, Metazoa, Mollusca, Bivalvia, Ostreida, Ostreidae. Gene Ontology annotation, biological process: removal of superoxide radicals. Bases 5 to 709 code for a protein of 234 amino acids. The transcript is spliced from 8 exons. Gene Ontology annotation, molecular function: copper ion binding; superoxide dismutase activity. The record is from RefSeq and is a predicted model, not a curated record.